CUAGAGACUGAAUAUAAGGCUUCUAGAGCCGCUUGUCUUGGUAUAGAGACUCCUGAAGAACUGCAGACAUGCUGAGGAUCCUAUUGCUGAGUGCUCUGGCCUCUCUGGUGCUUGCAGAGACCAAGCCCCAGCCGCGGUACAUCGAGGAUGUAGAAGGGAGGGUUGUUGGGGGAGAGGUUGCCCCCCCCCACACCUGGCCCUGGCAGAUCUCGCUUCAGUACCUGUCUAGUGGAAACUUCUACCACACGUGUGGCGGAACUCUGAUCAGGAGAGGAUGGGUCAUGACAGCAGCUCACUGUGUGGACAAGCAGCGGACUUGGCGCGUGGUUGUUGGCGACCACAACAUCAACGUUCACGAGGGCACGGAGCAGUACCUCAGUGUGAGUUACGUGUAUGUGCACCCUAACUGGGACCCCAACCGGCUUUCUAACGGCUACGAUAUCGCCCUACUCCGCCUCUCCACUGACGCUCUCCUCAAUGCCAACGUGCAGCUGGGCCCGCUGCCUCCCAACGGGCUGAUCCUGCCCAACAACAACCCCUGCUACAUCAGCGGCUGGGGCCGAACCCAGACUGGAGGUCAGCUCUCUCCCACAUUGAAGCAGGCCUACCUGCCUAUUGUGGACUACAGCAUCUGCUCCAGAAGUGACUGGUGGGGAGCCUCCGUAAGGACCACCAUGAUCUGUGCCGGAGGUGGCAAUGAGUCCGGUUGCCAGGGCGACUCCGGCGGCCCCCUGAACUGCCUGGUGGAUGGCAGCUACUCCGUCCAAGGUGUGACCAGCUUCGUGUCGGCCUCCGGCUGCAACACGCCGAAGAAGCCCACCGUUUUCACCCGCGUCUCCGCCUACAUCAGCUGGAUGGAGGGUAUCAUGGGCUGAAGCAGAAAAAAAAUCAAAGAUAAGAACUGAACUGCCAUUCCCCUCCCUUCAGGCCUAGAUACUGUAUAGCCCAGAUUGAUGGAUUACUGAAGAAUAAAAUUGCACGUCCUGCAUGAAAA
Paramormyrops kingsleyae is the source of this 994-nucleotide messenger RNA. Its product is annotated as elastase-1-like. Gene Ontology annotation, molecular function: serine-type endopeptidase activity. The record is from RefSeq and is a predicted model, not a curated record. Gene Ontology annotation, biological process: proteolysis. Lineage: Eukaryota; Metazoa; Chordata; Actinopteri; Osteoglossiformes; Mormyridae.